This is a messenger RNA of Dioszegia hungarica, 945 nucleotides long. RefSeq lists its product as uncharacterized. Gene Ontology annotation, cellular component: intracellular anatomical structure. The transcript is spliced from 5 exons. Bases 1 to 945 code for a protein of 314 amino acids. The record is from RefSeq and is a predicted model, not a curated record. Gene Ontology annotation, molecular function: oxidoreductase activity, acting on NAD(P)H, oxygen as acceptor. NCBI's taxonomy places the organism in Eukaryota, Fungi, Basidiomycota, Tremellomycetes, Tremellales, Bulleribasidiaceae.
AUGUCCGCCACCGACUCGUCUCCAGGGGUGCACCCAACCAAGAAGGACUCGGCAGACAUUACGAAGGGCGAAACCGUGGUGGACCUCGCUGUGGCUAGCACGGCCGAGGCAAGCGCAACCUCCCACGCCUCCAAAUCCACACCUACCCUCUUCUCCCUCAAGGGUCAAGGCGUCCUCAUUACUGGCGGAGCGCGCGGUCUCGGUCUCUGCAUCGCCAUCGCCCUUCUCGAGGCCGACGCAUCUGCGGUAUACUGCCUUGAUAUCCUCCCCUCACCCAACGCUGCCGAGUGGGCGAAAGCCGAGGAAGUCGCCAAGGCCAAAGGCUCAAAGAUCGUCUAUCGCCAGCUGAAUAUCACGGAUGCCGAGGCGGUCCAGCAGGUCAUCGGCACAACAUACGAAGAGAAUGACAAGGAGGGCAAGAAGGUGUCGAUCUCCCGCUUCUUUGGAGCGGCGGGCAUACAGCUCAUGUGCCCCGCGGUGGACUUUAAGCAGGCGGACUUUAGGCGAGUGAUGGAUAUCAACGUGACAGGCAUGUUCCUUACGAUCCAGGCUGCCGCGAAGGAGAUGAUUAAGCGGAAGAUCAGCGGAAGUAUAGCCAUGACCGCUUCCAUGUCGGGCACAGUUGCAAAUAAGGGGCUGGCAUGUAUCGCCUACAACAGCUCCAAAGCGGCUCUCCUACAAAUGGCGAGAUGUGCAGCAGCAGAAUGGGGUCCGCACGGCAUCAGGAUCAAUACCCUCUCCCCAGGCUACAUCCGUACAGCAAUGACGGAUGCCCUCCUCGCUGAGCGCCCCGACUUUGAGGAAGAGUGGACGCGGGGCAGUAUGCUGGGACGGUUGUCCACUCCGGACGAGUUCCGUGGACCCGUGCUUUUCCUGUUGUCGGAUGCUUCGAGCUUCAUGACCGGGGCGGAUCUGAUGGUGGACGGUGGGCAUACGGCUUGGUGA